Molecule: messenger RNA, 660 nt
Organism: Trichechus manatus latirostris (Florida manatee)
Lineage: Eukaryota; Metazoa; Chordata; Mammalia; Sirenia; Trichechidae
Gene: TMEM125
Product: transmembrane protein 125
Exons: 1
Coding region: 1-660 (219 amino acids)
Source: RefSeq, a predicted model, not a curated record
AUGUCUGAAGGAGCGUCUCAAGCCGCACUGGGCCGGGGACUGCCAGCAGAUGUACUGGCUGAGCAGGUGGAGCUGUGGUGGUCCCAGCAGCCACGUCGCUCGGCACUCUGCUUUGCUGUGGCUGUGGUCCUCGUGGCAGGCUGCGGGGCAAGUGGCGUGGUACUGCUCUCCUCCACCAGCAGCCGCUCGGGUGAAUGGCGGCUAGCAUCAGGCACAGUGCUCUGUCUGCUGGCCCUGCUAGUGCUGGUAAAGCAGCUGAUGAGCUCAGCUGUGCAGGACAUGAAUUGCGUGCGUCAGCCCCACCACGUGGCCCUGCUGCGCAGUGGUGGAGGUGCCGAUGCCCUCGUGGUUCUGCUUAGCGGCCUGGUGUUGCUGGUCACCGGGCUGACACUGGCUGGGCUGGCUGCCGCCCCCACUCCCACCCAGCCACUGGCCACCAUGCUGUCAGUGGGCAUAGCUCUGGCUGCCUCAGGCUCACUCUUGCUGCUAGGCUUGAUGCUAUACCAGGUGGGUGUGAGUGGACACUGCCCCCCCAUCCGAGCGGCUGCCCCCUCCACCCACAGUGGCCACGGUGGCAGGGGCGGCAUCUUCAGCAUCUCAGGACAGCUGUCUGCCGGCCAGCGUCAUGAGACCACAUCCAGCAUCGCCAGCCUCAUCUGA